Molecule: messenger RNA, 8095 nt
Organism: Dunckerocampus dactyliophorus (ringed pipefish)
Lineage: Eukaryota; Metazoa; Chordata; Actinopteri; Syngnathiformes; Syngnathidae
Product: growth factor receptor-bound protein 10-like
Exons: 13
Coding region: 1196-2512 (438 amino acids)
Biological process (GO): negative regulation of insulin receptor signaling pathway; negative regulation of Wnt signaling pathway; insulin receptor signaling pathway
Molecular function (GO): insulin receptor binding
Source: RefSeq, a predicted model, not a curated record
UUUGUGGAUGACGUGAGCAAGCAUGGAGUGUGUGUGUGUGUGUGUGUGUGUGUGUGUGUGCGUGCGUGUGCGUGUGCGUGGUUGUCAGCAAUUGAGCGCCUAACUGCUGUCCGUUUGCCUUGCAUGGCGAUGUUUCACAAACUUUCCUCAAACAAAAGUCACACGUCAUGAAAUCACUUUUUUAUAUUGGGGGGGGAGGUGGCAGGGAGGCGGGUGGGUGGAGAGGAGGGAGUCUUCUGGCUUCAGAAGGGGCAGGGAGCGCUGUGACGUUUUUUUUUUCCCCCUCGCUCUCUUAGCGUCGCUGUGAUGGUGCUUCUGGUGUUUUGUGCCAUUUCUAGGCCACCGUCGCUUGUCGCCGUCCUGCAUGUUUUCCGAAUUGUUCGACUUGAGUCGUCCGUUAGCUCUUUUUGGUUCUUGUUUCAUGCAAUUUUCAACAGUUGCUCCCGCUUGCUUUGUGUGAAGCGCUGGGCAGCAGAGUUUUCGAGAAAGAACGCCUGCUCUAGACGCAGGAUGUGAAGUACGUAGGUGUGUGAGCAUGCACACACACACACACACACACACACACACACACACGCACACACUGAACCAUGCAAACAUGUAACGCCUUCUCUCUGACCUAAUGUGCGUCGUAGCUGUGGUUUUAAAGCACUUUCUGGUGUUCAUUCGCUCAUAUUUAUUGCAUGUGUUCGUGUUCCGCACUGCAUGCGAGAGAGAGUGUGUGCUUUUUGUGUGCGACUGUGCACAUGGAGUGGUGUGAAGCAGCUGCUCUGUGGUUAUCUGUGCAGCAAACACACUCUCAGGCAAAAUUACAGCCAGUUUAAAUGUUGCUUCGGGCACUUGGCUGAACUGGUUCAAAAUGGCGCAACAAUGGGAGGUGCUUUGAACUGUGCCCGCUUGCUGCUCCCAGUGGUGGCAUAUUUAAGGACAUAAUCAAAAUGUCGUCCAAGUGUGAACAUUUUCUACUUUUUCCCUUCUCGGCCUCGGUGUCGGCGCGACAGAAAACACGUCACCGUGCGAUGUGCGCAAGCACGUUUACAUGAAUAUCCGGGGAUGUGCUUGUGAGGGAGUUUGGUUGAGCCGUGGACAAAAGGGCUGAACCCAGCGUGCGGGCGCCAGUUUCCGGGACUGUGCCCUGUUUUUUUUUUUUAUAAAGAAACUCUUCUGUUUGAGAGUGAUGUGAGCAGGACUUUAAAGGAUGGACUUGACAAAGCAUGUGACGAUGGAGAUAGUGAAGGUGUGGAGCGAGGAUGGGGCUGGUAAAGUGGUGGAGAUCCUGGCGGACAUGACUGCCAGAGACGUGUGCCAGCUCCUGGUCUACAAGAGCCACUGUGUGGACGACAACGCCUGGACACUGGUGGAGCACCACCCCAUCCUUGGUCUUGAGAGAUGCCUGGAGGACCACGAGCUGGUGGUUCAGGUUCAAGCUUCCAUGAGCAGCGACAGCAAAUUCCUCUUCAGGAAGAACUAUGCCAAAUAUGAAUUCUUCAGGAACCCCCUGAACUUUUUUCCAGAGCAGAUGGUGGCUUGGUGUCAGGAGUCUGAUGGCACAAUCCCUCAAUCACAGCUCUUGCAGAACUUUCUCAACUCGAGCAGCUGUCCAGAGAUUCAGGGCUACCUGUACAUGAAGGAACCUGGACGCAAGUCCUGGAAGAAGCUCUACAUGUUCCUGCGACGCUCUGGCCUCUACUUCUCCAAUAAAGGAACAUCCAAGGAGCCCCGACACCUGCAGCUUUUGUCCGAUUUGGACGACAGCAACAUCUUCACCAUUAUCACUGGCAGAAAACUGCACAACGCCCCCACAGACUUCCAGUUCUGCAUCAAGCCCAGUAAAGCGAGGGGUGACUGUAAAGAGAUGAAGAUGCUGUGUGCUGAAGACGAGCAGAGUAGGACCUGCUGGAUGACUGCUUUCAGACUUCUUAAGUAUGGCAUCAUCCUGUAUAAGAGUUACAGCGUGCCCCAGCACAGAAAGCCAAACCUGUCACAUUUCUCCACACCUGUGCGGAGUGUGUCUGAAAACUCUCUGGUGGCGAUGGACUUCUCAGGACGGACCGGCCGCGUCAUCGACAACCCAGUCGAGGCUCAGAGCGCCGCCCUAGAGGAGGGACAGACAUGGCGGAAACGGAGCCAGCGUAUGAAUGUCCUGGGUAGCCCAUCACCCUUGCACCCGUCCUCUUUGAGCACAGUCAUCCACAGGACGCAGGUUUGGUUUCAUGGUCGCAUCAUGAGAGAAGAGGCCCACAAAAUGAUUAUACAACAAGGCCAAGUAGACGGGUUAUUCCUGUUGCGGGACAGUCAGAGUAACCCCAAGGCCUUUGUGCUCACCAUGUGCCACCACCAGAAGAUCAAGCACUUCCAAAUCCUACCGUGCGAGGAAGAUGGUCAGGUGUUCUUCAGCCUGGACGACAGCGCCACCAAGUUCACCGACCUGAUUCACCUGGUGGAGUUCUACCAGCUCAACAGAGGAGUGCUGCCCUGCAAGCUCAAACACCCGUGCACCGCCGUGGCCUUGUGACACUCCUCUUCCCCUUCUUCUGCACCAGUUUUUUUUAAAUGUACAUUUUUGCACACCCUUAUACCCCUGAGAUCCCACCUGACCUAUCCGCCCUUAUUCUCUUACCAGUCGGGUGAGUCCAAAUUUGGGGGUGAUGUGAACAAACAAGCUUUUCUCCGCCUUAUUGCUGUUUGGAUGUUUGACGCGACACGUGGCGGAUUGUGGACUUGUUGCCAAGGAGACCGGAACGUUUGUUUGUUUAAGGUGCAGGUCUCUCAUAUGGCUCUUCUUCCCCUCACCUUUCCUCCAGGCCUGAUAAGCUGUGGUGCAGGAAGCACCACCCCUUCUUCAUUGAUCAUCAGGGAUGGACGGGAAUCCCUCUGGAUCUCGAGCAAACUUUUUUUCUUUUUUUUGGGGGGGGGGAUCCAAGAGGGUUUUCUCAACCUGUGCAGUCCAGUCUGGAUAAGCUGACACCAUGAUGACACCGCCCACUUCACAAAAAAACCCCGCCCCCAUCCUAUGUGUGGCUCUACUGCUGUGUCCAGGUGGUGCAACCCUUCAUCUCCUCCUCCUUCUCUUCUAAACAAGGCGAGGCUUAUCAGAAAGGACAAAGGAAUGUUUAUCAGGAAGGCCAGAAUGAGCCUCUCUUUUAGACUUGGAUUACUUGAUGUCAUUUUAAUGCUGUUUUAUUACUGUUGAUUCAAUGCAGAACUAGUUUGCACUCGCGGGGACGGGGGGAGGGGGUGGGGGCGUACUCUCUAUCCCAAUGAAGCGGCUUGUCAUCCUCCUCUUCUCUUACAUUGUGAGAUUGCCGCUGAUUGGAUUUCACAAGGGGCAAAAAGAGUCACGGCUGACGAUGCAGUGCCUUCCCGGAAGCUUUGGGAACGUCUUGUGUAGCUCCUACCACCACGGCCACACUACUGUUAUAACAACAAGGAGAAAGAAUGUGCUCUGGAAGUGGCUCAAAGACGAGGAGGAGGAACCAUUUUCAAUCUAAAAGGGUCAUUUGUUGGCUUUUUGAAUGUUGUUUUCUUUUCUGAGCUUGCUGCUUGCACAUUUCCAGUGAUCCUGAUGUGAUAGUGAAAGGUUGGAGCCAUCCUGACCACUGCCCCCUCCCCGCCCCUUAUGCCCGCUCAGAAGAGACAAAUCAAAGAUAAGCACUCCCAUCAUUAUUUUGUUCUUGUUUUGCUUUGUUUUAAACGAACAAAAAGACUUGAAGUGUGAACUCAAACACACAAUCAAAUGAGCUUCACUUGCCUUAGGUGAACAGGAGUCUUGUAUAUAUUCCAUUGAAAAUUAUAUAUGAAGAUGCACACAUGGCAAAGGAAUAAUUAGCAACAAGAUGGCCGCCACCGUUGUGACUACAUGCUAACUGUGGACAACAACAACUUGCUGAUGCUGGCAAAAACAAAAAAACAGCUCAACUCGCUAACAUCCAUCUAAACGCCCCUCUAACAGGUAAUAUUCUUCAUUUAAUCAAAUAAUCGAAAUAUGUUUUUUUUUCCGCUGAGCUAUUGCUGGCUUCAUUUUAGUACGCUAAGCUAAAAGUGGCAAGAAACGCAUAUUGGCUAAAAUGUGGAAAACAUUUGUCAAAAGCCAAACUUCAUUAUUUAAAAAAUGUAUCCUAACCAAUCAACUAACAGUUGUAGACCUUUUUUCUCAAUUGUUUUAAUUUAGAACAAUUUGCAACAAGAUGGCCGCCACUGUUGUGAGAAUUGCCAACAAAAUUCACUCAAAAGCCCCUCUAACAGGUCACUAUUCUUCACUGCAUGCACACUCAAAAGAAAAGAGGUGUACUUUUGUGCUCAAAUGUGGAACAAAUAUAUCAAACGUCAAGCUCCAUUAUUACUCAAAUUCUAUUUUUGAUUUCCAACAAUUCCCGGCAAGAUGGCCACCACUCUCAUGACUAUAUGCUUUCUAUGACGCAACAAACAUUUGUUGCGUAGCAUUAAACGCUAGCAGGGCUAACAAAAGCCACCUCAAAACUCUACUAACAAGUCAUUCUUUAUUUAAUACACACACAAAUCAAAAGGGUUUUAGUUUUAUGCUGAAAUAUUUGUUGCUGGCUGCAUUUUAGCACGCUAGGCUAAAGAUUGCUAGCUGGUGGCUAACUUUGGCAAGAAGCAAAUAUUCCUUGCAAGAAGCAAAUAUUCCUUACUUCUAUUUAAGAUUUAUCUGGGUAUAUCUGACCAAAAUGUAGUCAGUCAUGUGUAGGAAUUAGCAGCAAACAACACUGUCUGCCAUUAAGUUUGACAAAUAAUGCAAAACAGAGUAAACGGUAAGGCUUUGUACUACAGUACUACUUGGUGCUUGCAGAAUUUAAAUUAAUGAUGGUGUUUAUAGGUCAGCUUGGGUGUUUGGAUCAAAAUUGGAGUAAAAUUCACGCCAUUUUUUAGACGGAAAACUGAAAUGACAGUAGAUGAGGAAGAUUAUACGGUCAAAUAAAUUACCACAGCAGAUCUGUCAGAUAAGAGUAUGUACUAUUCGAAAACAAAAGAAAUGAAAAAUACGCUCAAAUGGUGGAGAAUGAUUGUUUUGUUGAAAAAUUCUUAGUAAAUCUGCACGCAAGGGCGACCACUGCUUAUGCCGGCGUCAGCUAGCCCGAGGGGCGUGGACAUAAGCGAGUAGCAACAAUGCAUAAUGAACAGUGCCCUAGUGGUAAUCCAUUAUCUCCAGAAAAGAAGGUGUUCCCUGCCCCUCCACCCCCGUAAAAUCCAUCCUGUGCCAGAGCACGGUUAGCACAAUGCACACCGCCUCCACCUGCCUGCCCACGACAUCAUGUGACUUUGCCCCCGUCGGGCCCACCAGGGCGGACUCUCUCCAGGGAUUGGUUAAUGCUUGAAGCCCCUCGCCCCCUCCACCCACCUCCCCGGCCCUUGUCCCACCUGUGUCCAGCCAGUAAGCUAUGAGCCUGUGUGUGUGCGCGUGUCGUUGUGCGUGCAUGUGCGUGUGUGUGUGUAUGUGUGUGGCUCGACUGUUAUAUUCACUCUUCAUUGCUAACUGCUGGUUAUCAUAUUUGCCUUUUUUAGAGAGCAAAGCGAGAGGAAAGGUGACGUCAUGCCUUAGAUCUAGAUUUUAUUAGGAGGGGGGCGGGUUUGAACUACAAUACUAGAGACCAGUAGGCACUAUUUCCCCACCCCCACCUUUUUUUUUUUUUAAAUCACUGUGCUUGUUCAAGUCCAAGGUUAAAAAGCAGUCUAGUUGAUGAAUGAGUGAAUAUGUGAAGCUCUAACACUGUACCUAGGUCACAGAUCACUACGUGUGGGCGUUAUGCUGUGCUCAUAACUCCGUGUAAAAUGAAGAAUGCUUUAUUUUCUCCUUAAUUCCUUAUUAUUUGAUGAUGUGUACAUUGACAUUAUUGUAUAUUUUCUUUUUUUUGCCACAAAAUGACCUUAUAAAUAUAUAUAUGAAAUAAUAUACCACGCUAUAUACAGUAUUAAAUUAAGCUUUUUGGGGUUUUUUAACUUUACUUCAAGAGAUCAAACUGGAUGGGUUUUUUUUAAAUUUUUUUGUCCAAAUACGAAGGAGUGUUAGGGUCAUGCACUGAAAAGAAAAAAGAAAAGUUGUAGCAUUACAAGAAUAUUUUUUAGUUUGUUUUUUUUUAAGAAAAAAAUUGUGAUGUGACAAGAAUAAAGUUGAAUUUUUUUUAAAGAAAAAAGUUCUGAGAUAAAAGUCAUAAUAUUACAAGAAUAAAUGUUUCUCUUUUUUUUUCUUAGAAAAAAAUAUGAAGUUAUAUUUUUUUGCAACAUUGUCAGCAACUUAAUUUAAAAAUGUUAUUAAAAAAAAGGUGACUUGCUGAAAAUAAAUUUUGCUGACAAAUUAAAUUCAUCAAAAUGAAGACGUUAAAUGACUUAAUCUUGACAAAAUUAAAAAAAAUUUAUUUUAGAUUUUUUUUAGAUAGAAACUCUAAAAUUCUUACUCUUGACGUUUUUUCGUCUGCAAAAAUGGUGACAAUUCUUGUGCGAUUAGAACGUUACAUUUGUAGAAAUAGGAUGUUUUUCCACGUCAUUUUACGACUUUAUUAAGGUGAAAUGAGGACUUGGUUCUCCAACAAUGAAACAGUACUUCAUACUUGGAAGGUUGGGACUUUUUUUUCCUGGUAAAUUAGGAUGUUCAUUUUGGCACAAUUGACAUUUUUUAAAUUCUCUCUUACUCUUAAAAUUGUGACUUUUUUUUCCUUGUAAGAGAACAGAAUUCUUGAAAAAUUGCAAUUUUUUUCCCGCCUUAAUCUUCACAAAAUUUCCCUCAAAAUUGACAUGAUUCUUUUUCCGCCUACAUUGUGACUUCAUUCUUGUGAAAUUAGAAUGUCACACUUGCCACACAUGUUUUUUCACGUAAUUUUACGACUUUGCUUCUACCAAAAUGAUUACAGUACUUCAUUCUUGGAAGAUUACGACUUUGUUUUCUGGUAAAAUUAGGACUUUAAUUGUGACACAAUUGCAAUUUUAAAAAUUCUCUCUUACUCUUAAAAUUGUGACCUUUUUCCUUGUAAGAGAACAUAAUUCUUGCGAAAUUGCUGUUUUUUUCUCCUCCUAAAAUUGAUUUUUUUUUCUGGCAAAAAAAUUGGCUUCUGCUCAAAUUAUUGUUGCAAAAUUAAAUUUUCCAACAACGGACAAAUUUGGAAAAAGUAAGACGUUCACGACUUAAUCCUCGCAAAAUUUCAGUUCCCCCCUUUUAAAAUGUACUUUUCUUUCUGAUAAAAUUGUGAUUUAAUUCUUGUGAAAUUAGAACAGCACCCUUGUAUAAAUAUGACGUGUUUUUCCUGUAAUUUUACGCUUUUAUGAAUGUAAAAUGAGGACAUUGAUUCUCCCAAAAUGAAAACUUCAUUUUUGUAAAAUUGUGACUUUUUUCUGGUAAAAUUAGGAUGUUAAUUCUGGCACAAUUUUAAAAAUUCUAUACUUUUUUUUCCCUUGUAAGUGAACAUAAUUCUUACAAAAUUGCAAUUUUUUAUUCCUCCUAAAAUUGUGACUUUUCUGUCAAUAAAUGUGACUUACGUCUUGCAAAAAUAAGACUUUAUUGCUGUAAAAAUAAUUUUAUGGUGAAGCGUCUCACUUAAAUCUCCCUUUUGUCUUCCUUUAUUCUCAUAAUAUUAUGACUUUAUUGACUUUAUUAUAGGUAUGACAUAUAUAUUAUACGUAUAUUUUAGGUUCACUAAACUGACUUUUUGUCUUGUGAUAUUACAACUUCAUUCAUGUACAUUUUUUUCAUAAUGUUUUUUCUGUUUCAGUGUGGCCUUUCUACUACUUUGUACUUUUUAAAGAAAAUAUAAGCUGAAGUCAGUGAUUUAAAGCCACCUUAAAAAAAACAAAACAACAUCAGACCAUUGAGUUUGUCAGGAAAUAAAUGUUUGUUGAUGGACAUCCAUACAUAACCCAUCCAGGGUACACACACACAUAAAGUAGAUGGAGUGUUUUUCCAAGGUAAUCUGUAGCAGCUUUCACAUUUCCAAGCGUUGUCCAUUUCCUCCCACUUGAAGGUGCGUUCCAUAAUGGAGCUUAUUGCAGCAGGUGCCUCAUAUUUAUCCGUUCCUCGUUUUGCCGUCCACUCUUUUGCUUUUCGUGUCUUCACAGUGGUGACAGUGUUGCUCUUUUUCCAUAAGCUGAG